This is a messenger RNA of Chlamydomonas reinhardtii, 700 nucleotides long. RefSeq lists its product as uncharacterized. NCBI's taxonomy places the organism in Eukaryota, Viridiplantae, Chlorophyta, Chlorophyceae, Chlamydomonadales, Chlamydomonadaceae. The transcript has 5 exons. Gene Ontology annotation, cellular component: cytosolic large ribosomal subunit; ribosome. Bases 307 to 636 code for a protein of 109 amino acids. Gene Ontology annotation, biological process: cytoplasmic translational elongation. Gene Ontology annotation, molecular function: structural constituent of ribosome. The record is from RefSeq and is a predicted model, not a curated record.
CCUAGUACUAUAACUCUGAGCUGUGAGCGGACAUACGUACAGCGCAGGACCGCGUUAAGGCACGUAUUGCGAUGCUAAAGGUCCGGUGUACGCGUUGAGGUAUGGUUACUCCACUUCACAUUAAAUUUUACGUGCUGCAGGUUGCGAGCUUUAAGGAUAAGCUUUUGGGGGCGGCCCAGCAACAUGGGCCCGCUUGUCGCAUGGGACUGGGGGCCUUUCCCUCUAUGAGAGCCGGCCCGGCCCCUUUCUCCCCCUCCUUUUCGCAUUUUGCCAGACGGUACUGUCGGUUAAAUCGAUCCCGCGAAGAUGCGUGUGGUCUCCGCUUACCUGCUGGCCGUUCUGGGGGGCAAGGCCAACCCCACCGCUGAUGACGUCAACAAGAUUCUGAGCUCUGUUGGUGUUGAGGCUGAGGCCGAGAAGGUGAACAAGCUCAUCUCCGAGCUGGAGGGCAAGAACCUGGCUGAGGUGAUUGCCGCCGGCCGCUCCAAGCUGGCCUCCGUCCCCUCGGGCGGUGCCGUGGCCGCCGCUCCCUCGGGUGGCGCUGCCCCCGCCGCUGGCGGUGCUGCUGCUCCCAAGAAGGAGGAGAAGAAGGAGCCCUCUGAGGAGGAGGACAUGGGCUUCUCCCUGUUCGACUAAACGGACGGCGUGCGGGCCUCCAGCUGGAACUUGUAGCCUUCUGCGGGUGUAAUUUCUGGCCUAC